AUGUCUAACUAUGCUAAGUUUAUGAAAGAACUCUUGUCUAGAAAGCAUAAGUUGCAGGAAUUUGAAACAGUGGCUCUCACAGAGGAAUGCAGUGCCAUAAUUCAGAAAAAGUUACCACCGAAGCUUCGAGAUCCAGGGAGUUUCAACAUCUCGAUUGCGAUAGGCAACAUUAAUGUUGGACGGGCAUUGUGCGAUCUUGGAGCAAGCAUCAACCUCGUGCCGCUGUUUGUGAUGAAGUCUCUCAGAAUUUCCGAGUUGAAGCCGACAAUGGUAUCUCUCCAACUUGCUGACAUAACGUUGAGAAGACCAAACAGAGUAAUUAAAGAUGUAUUGGUCAAGGUGGACAAGUUCAUCUUCCCAGCUGACUUCGUAGUACUCGACAUGGAAGAAGAAGGAAACAUGUCUCUUCUGUUAGGUAGGUCGUUCCUUGCAACAACCAGAGCCAUGAUUGACAUGGAGAAAGGAAAGCUGGAGCUGAGAAUGGAUGACGAAAAGGUUACCAUCAAUGUGCUCGAUGCAAUGAAGCAUGCUGAAGAUAAUAGCGACUGCUUCCGGGUUGACAUUCUUGAAGAAUUGUUUCAAGAAAAGAAAGAAGAUCAGACUCUUGAAGAAGAGAAAGAAUUCUUUAAUGAAAAUCCUCCGAAGGAAGAUGCUGAAAUUCCAACGGAAGAGUUGAAAAAGAAAAAGUCAGACAUCACUGCUGAAGCACCAAAGGUGGAAUUAAAAGAGCUUCCACCUAAUCUAAAAUACGUCUUCUUAGGAGAUGAAGAGACGUAUCUUGUCAUCAUCAACAAGGAGUUAUCUAAGACUGAAGAAGCCAAGUAG
Gastrolobium bilobum is the source of this 825-nucleotide messenger RNA. RefSeq lists its product as uncharacterized. Bases 1 to 825 code for a protein of 274 amino acids. The transcript has a single exon. NCBI's taxonomy places the organism in Eukaryota, Viridiplantae, Streptophyta, Magnoliopsida, Fabales, Fabaceae. The record is from RefSeq and is a predicted model, not a curated record.